UUAACAGCUUUGGCAAUAGAUGCUGUCUUAGCCAGCGACGUCCACACUGAAAAAAAGAGGUCGGACAUCAUCGGCGCUAAAUCUGCUUUCAAAAGCCUCUCGAGCUAAAGUAGGCUGGGGGAGGAAAGUUCUAGCUUUCCCAGUAAUUCUUGUUGAGUUAGAAAAUUAUACUGGCAUCUUCAACAUUAAGUGCUUCGACUUUCCAUUAACCAUGGGACCAGUGACUUGCCCGUAUCUCCAUUAAGGUCUGUGAAUGUCACAUCUCGGGUCACGCAGUUAUUAGGUGAAAUGGUCGAACUGCAAUUGGCGGCGGCAGAAAAAAGUUCAUCACCAAGGCUAUUGAGUGCUCACCCGCGUGAGGAAGGGGUUCAUGCUGUUCAUGGUCAAAGCUCAGCGCCCAGAGGAUUAUUGUUUUUCAUGGAGUGGGCGACAGGAGCACAGCUCAUGGGACGUGCCCACGUGAUGAGGAUCCUUCGGGUUUUAAUUUAUCUGGACACCAUCAUAACAGUGAAAACCAUUCCACCAGAAUGCGAUCUACCGAAUAUCCUCAGAAGAGAGAAAGAACAUUGCUUUGAGAUGCUGUCAAACGAUAAAAUCGGUUCUGGGAUGCAAAAGUUUCAAGCAGGCUGUGAUGGUUUGUGGGAUAACGUGACAUGCUGGCCCUCCUCCUCACUGGGAAAGACUAUUGCUGUACCUUGCCCAAAGGUGAUCUAUGUUCUGACUCAUAAAGAAGGUUUUGUUUACCGAAAUUGCACAAGUGAGGGCUGGUCUGAAGCAUUCCCUUUAUAUGGAACAGCUUGUGGAUAUGAUGUGAAUGAUACCUCAAAAAUUGUCAAGAGAGCAUACUACAUGAAUGUGAAAAUCAUGUACACUAUGGGAUACAGCACAUCCUUCAUAUCCCUGUCCAUAGCUAUAGCAAUCCUUGGCUUAUUUCGGAAACUUCACUGUACCAGGAAUUAUAUUCAUAUGCAUUUGUUUGUGUCGUACAUUCUUCGUGCAAUUUCAAUCUUCAUAAAAGACAGUGUCCUGUUUUCCAGUGAGGAUCUUCAGCACUGCAAUUCUUACUCGGUUGAAUGCAAAGUUGUUAUUGUUUUCUUCCAAUACUGCAAUAUGGCUAAUUUCAGUUGGCUGCUUGUAGAAGCACUGUAUCUGUACACAGCUCUGGUGGUAUCUGUCUUUUCUGAGCGAAAAUACUUCUGGAGGUACAUUGUUCUCGGAUGGGGUGCACCGGCAAUUUUUAUUAUAUCCUGGUCAAUUGCAAGACAGAUAUAUGAGAACAUUGGCUGCUGGGAUGUUAAUUCAGAUGAACAAAUAUGGUGGAUCAUUAAAGGACCUGUAAUAGUAUCUAAUUUCAUCAACUUUUUUCUCUUUAUUCGGAUCAUUGGGAUAUUAAUAAAAAAUCUAAAGACACCCGAUGCUGUGAGAAAUGAUUUAAGCCAGUACAGGAGGCUUGCAAAGUCCACUCUGUUGUUAAUCCCAUUGUUUGGAAUCCACUAUAUUGUCUUUGCAAUUUUCCCGGAUAAAGAAAGCAACCUUGCAAUGGACUUACAUAUAGGUUUUGAUGUUGCUCUUGGAUCAUUUCAGGGAUUUGUUGUCGCAGUACUUUACUGUUUCCUUAAUGGUGAAGUACGAGCUGAAAUCAAGAAAAAAUGGAGACAAAGGAAAGGCAACCAACACAAUCCCAUGAUCAGUAAUUGGUAGGUGGUGGAACCAGGUCCGGUCCCAAGGAACCACAGGAAUUUGUUUACCAAAAAUCAGAUUUUCUUCGAAGGAUCACAUGAAAUAUUGUGCUUCAAGUGCGUUUCCAAAAGAGUAAGAAAACAGAACUAUUUAACUGUGAAUGAUUUAACAGAGAUACUGCUGCCAUUGAUAGGACAGAUGUUACUGACCUGUCAAUUCCAUUGAGAAGUACAAUUUUUUUUUCCAAAUUUCCCUGUCUGCCAAGCUAGUGUUUGCAGUGUGCACUUGCCAUGGAACAUUAUAUUGAUCAAGAUAGGAAAAAAAUUAUGUAUAUGUG
Molecule: messenger RNA, 2017 nt
Organism: Carcharodon carcharias (great white shark)
Lineage: Eukaryota; Metazoa; Chordata; Chondrichthyes; Lamniformes; Lamnidae
Product: secretin receptor
Exons: 14
Coding region: 289-1701 (470 amino acids)
Biological process (GO): adenylate cyclase-modulating G protein-coupled receptor signaling pathway; cell surface receptor signaling pathway
Cellular component (GO): plasma membrane
Molecular function (GO): peptide hormone binding; G protein-coupled peptide receptor activity; secretin receptor activity
Source: RefSeq, a predicted model, not a curated record